UUUAGCUUAAAUGAUAUUCUGGACUAACAUAGCACUGUGAUGUUGACUACUGAUAAUAUUACUAUAUUUCGCUAAAUAUGCUAUAUAGCUGAUAUAGACAUUCAUCAUUAAUAUAUUUUAAUAAGUGAAGGGUGUGGAAAGCAAUAAUUCCAAUUAAACUCAUUUUAGAACCUUUUGGAUUUCUUCAUUAUGAUAAAAAGUAACAAUAAUAGUAUAAUAAAGGGCAUCACACAAUUUUGAAUAACUUGUUACAGCUGUACAGUGACAUUGAAUAGCACUUUAUUGUGCUUCAGAGUAAUGUUCACUUGUCGAAAUUGCCUGAUUUUGAAUCAAUUAAGCUAUAGCGAUAACUAAAAUAGUAUAUUCUACUAUAUAUAUCAAUGUUUUAUUUGCUUCAGAACAUUUUUUGAACAAAAUUGUAUGCAAGAUGUCACUCAUAUAGAGUGAGUAGAAAAACUGUUUAAUACACUUUGAAUGAAAUAGUAUGCAUGGUUUGGAACAGCAGUAACAUCAACAAAGUCUAGUCUAAUGCAUUAUUCUUUUAAGGAUAUCUUUGAAUAUAACAGAUUCUAUUGUAUUUAUUAUUAUAUGUAUAUUUUUAAAAUUGAAUGUGUCCUGGGAUAUCUUUAAACAAAUUAAAAUUUUCUUUUUUACAGAAAUUUGCCCAGUUAUAUAUAUCACUUUUUGCUAUACAAUAAACUGCAAUGAAAUUAUAAAUGGCCAAUAUGAACUUGUUGGAUGUAGUCUAUAGUAAAUUUAAUUUGUCAUUAAUAGAUUUACAAAAAUAAUAAAACGGAUGACCUCGUUAAAACAUCCAUACUAUAGUAAUUGUAUAAUGUUUAUCGUUGGGCCACAUUAUUUUAUCCCCAAAUACCUCCCAACAAUUCUUGAUACUCAUUUAUUGAUUUUUGCCUUUUUUGAUAGAAAUUAGAAUACAUAAAAAAUCGAUAAGCACAAAAUUUCUAAUGAAGAUUCCCCGAUUAAAUGUCAUAAGAAGUGGGGGUGACAGCCUUACUCAACAUCCGCCUUUGUUUUCAUUGGAUUCAAGAUUUUUAUUUUGUGCUUGUGCAUCAGAAAUCAAAGUUUUUUCAGCAGAAACUGGCGAGAACACGCAAAGAUUGAUUGGUCAUGAUGAUGAAGUAACUGGAAUUUGCCAUCAUCCAAAAAUUAGCCUUCAAAUUCUGUCCAGUUCUCUGGAUCGAACAAUUAGGAUAUGGGAUUAUGAAGAUGGUGUAUUACUAAGAACAUGUAGAGCAGAAUUACCAUUGUUUGGAAUUUAUUCCCACGAAAAUAUUCAAGACGUGCUUGUUGUUACAAAGAAAAAUGAUAAUUCAGUUAUAUCUAAAGUGUCACUUGAAGCAAUAAAUGCCAAUAAGUCAGAGGAAAGUCUUGAAAUGGUUAUUCUGGCCACAAAUGUCAGUUUAAAGGUCUCCAGGACAGUUGCAUUCUUGUCUCCUGGUAAUAUUAUCGUAUUUUGUAGAAAGAAAAAACUUUGUGUCCUUGAUAUCAACAACCCAAAUGGUGCAAUUCUUGAGCAUGGUGACCAGAAAGGUGGAGAAAUAACAUGCAUUGCUUGUCAUCCAACAGACAAUGCUUGUGUCACUGGCCAAUCUAGUGGAAUUAUCAAAUUCUGGCACAAUUUGCAUCAAUGGAAUAAAAAAUCUACUAACAAGAAGCAUACCAAAUCUGGUUUGGUAGUUUCAUCCCAACAUUGGCAUAGCAAGGAAGUCCAAGAUGUUUAUUUUACUCCAGGUGGUGCUAGUUUAUUAUCAGUUGGGAAGGAAAGUGUCUUGGUACAAUGGAUAUAUCAAGGAUAUGGUAGUAAAAAAGAUUUCUUCCCCAGACUGGGUACACCUGCUCGACAUAUUGCUGUCUCAAGAAAUGGAGCACUGUUUGCCACAACUCAUAUUGACAACUCAUUACUGCUUAUAACAAAUUAUUUCUCCAUAAAACAUUCAUUAGAAGGUUUUACUGCUGUUAUGGAAUCCAAAAAUACCACUCAUCGAUUUCUGGAAUAUGACUGGAAGACGAACUCUUGUGUUACCAAUGGCAAGCCUGGUCAUUUGCUGUUCUAUCAUCCAUACUCCGAUACCCAACUUUAUAACUUAGACAUUGUCCAUCAAAAUUAUAUUGCUUCUGAGAUGGGAUCACAUAUACCACAGACUACUAUUACUAAUGUUGCGUUUACGUGUCAAAAAAUUAUAAAAGGUUUUGAGAAAAAUGAUCCCAGUGCGCUUACUUGGAUGGCCACAAUAGAAGACAUACCAAAUGUCACAUAUUCUAGAGAACAAAAAUUGAAGUUUUGGGUGUUUGAUGAAAUUGAACAAUGGUGGAAACUGAAUACAGUUGUAAACGAUCCCCAUAAAUCCACAGUAACAAAAAUUACAUUUCGUCCACAUUCAGAUGCUGGUGAAAUCCACCCAGCACUUCUGACAACCAGCAUAGAUGGAAUGGCUAAAAUAUGGACAGUGAAACAUGGUUCUAGUGAUGAACAAUUCUUUUGGUGUUGUGUUACUGCUGCUUCUUAUAGGAAUCAACCUCUGUAUGAUGGUGCAUUUUCACAAGAUGGCUCUCUUUGUGCAACAGCUUUUGGCAGUAAAGUUUGCCUCAGUGAUCCUGAUCUAUUACAAGAAUUGACUAUCUUGUUGUCAUUUGGUAAAGGUGAAAAUAUCAAGCACCUAAAUUUUGGAAGUCAUUCCUCUCAACAUAUUUUAAUGGUGGUCUUGCAUGAUGCCAUGCAUGCUUGCGAUUUAUUAAGUGGAGGAAUCUUAUGGUCUGUGAACAUACAGGUAAAGCACCUCAUCAAUGAUCAUUUGUCCAGUUUUAUAGCUGCUCUCACGGACUCAAAUGACCUAUUUGUAUUUCAACCAACAAGUCCAUUGCCAAUAUAUAGACAUAAAAAUUUGUGUAAAAACCAAAUUGUUAGUGCAUCUUAUGUACCAAGUGGGAAUGAAACGAGAAAAUCUUGGCUACAAAGCAGUGAAAAUAUAUCUUGGAUGCAAAACUCUCGGAUAUUCCUUGUUGAUGAUAAAAUGUCAGUUUUUACAUUUUGCACAGACAAAGAGGUGGAAGACAAAAAAAGGUUGUCAUCAGUUUCAAAUAUUUUUAACAUUGACAAUGAAAGUUUAAAAACUCCUUUGGCAUCUGUGCUGAAAGUAUCGAAAACAAAGAAGGAAUCUUUUUCAGAAGAUAUGGAUAUAGAAUCUAACCUUAUUUCGGACUUGCAUCUGACUGCAUUGAAGAAUAUCUUGGAUUUGCCUAGUCAUGUUGCGCCGUCUACAUCAAGUUAUGCAAAAACUUUCCUUCUAUCAUUUCUCCCUAAAAAGGUCUUGUCUGAGAAGAAAGCUUCUGCAAUGGGAAAAGAAAUUGAAUCAGAAAAACAUGGGGCGAGUUUUGAACUCCAUGAAGCACCCCUAAAAGAUUUCAAUGAUUUAUCCAUCUUGGAUCGCUUGAAUGAACAUACAUUUAUGUGGUCUGAAAAUUUAUUUAACAAGUAAAUUUCACCCUAUUUUAAAACAGCCUUUAAAUACAAUCAUGGGUAAUUA
Styela clava is the source of this 3545-nucleotide messenger RNA. Its product is annotated as WD repeat-containing protein 75-like. The record is from RefSeq and is a predicted model, not a curated record. NCBI's taxonomy places the organism in Eukaryota, Metazoa, Chordata, Ascidiacea, Stolidobranchia, Styelidae. Gene Ontology annotation, molecular function: protein binding; RNA binding. Gene Ontology annotation, cellular component: small-subunit processome; nucleolus. Gene Ontology annotation, biological process: positive regulation of transcription by RNA polymerase I; positive regulation of rRNA processing; ribosome biogenesis.